Apis cerana (Asiatic honeybee) is the source of this 2250-nucleotide messenger RNA. RefSeq names its product suppressor of variegation 3-9 (gene Su(var)3-9). NCBI's taxonomy places the organism in Eukaryota, Metazoa, Arthropoda, Insecta, Hymenoptera, Apidae. Gene Ontology annotation, molecular function: histone H3K9 methyltransferase activity; GTP binding; zinc ion binding. Gene Ontology annotation, biological process: formation of translation preinitiation complex. Gene Ontology annotation, cellular component: eukaryotic translation initiation factor 2 complex; cytosol; nucleus. The record is from RefSeq and is a predicted model, not a curated record.
CUAUUACCUUUUUUUAAGUAUCUAUCGCGUGGUUUACGUGUUACGGAAAGGGAUUUAGUGAUUAUGGGUGGUGAAGAAGGUUUAGGAGUGACUACGGGUCAACCAAAUCUUUAUAAACAAGAUCUUUCAAAGCUUGAUGUUAGUAAAUUGACUGCAUUAUCUCGUGAAGUUAUCAGCAGACAAGCAACAAUUAAUAUUGGUACUAUUGGCCAUGUAGCACAUGGAAAAUCUACAAUUGUAAAAGCCAUAUCGGGAGUACAGACUGUUCGUUUUAAAAAUGAAUUAGAAAGGAAUAUUACUAUUAAACUUGACACUCGUGCAGAGGACAGUACCAGAGGGGAACAAGAAGCAAAUCUUGGCUACACAAGCAAAAUGUCUACACGAAGAAAGAGACCAGCCUCUCCAGGAUAUGUUCAACCACCAACUAAACAACAGAAGCUUGAUCAAAAAUUUAUUUUUCCUCAAGAAAAUAAUUAUAAUGAUAAUUAUUUCUAUGGUAAAUCAAACAGUAGCAAUUCCAGUAAUAGUGAUGUUUUAUUUAAACAAAACAAAGAAGAAGAACGAACAAUUAACAGAAAAAAUUCGGACUAUUUGGAUAAUCAAGAAGUUAGCAUGGAAAAUACAGAAAAUAAAUCAUGUGCUGAUAGUGAUAUUGAAAAAUAUAAAAUAUUUUGCAAUUUAGGAAAUGUUAAAUUGAAAGAGCUUAGAAUUAUAUUAGAAGAUAUAAAACAUAUAAAUACGAGACAUAAUACUAAAAGUGGAAUGAAAACAUUGUUAUCAGAAACUGAUAUUUGGGAAGUAGAACAAAUUCUUGCAAAGAAAGAAAUAAAAGGUGUGCCAACUUAUUUGAUCAAAUGGAAAAAUUGGGAUUUAAAAUAUAAUACUUGGGAACCUAUAUCAAAUUUGAUAAAUUGUUCAGAUAUUCUAGAAGAAUUUGAGAGAAAUAGAUUACAAUUACUUGAAAGUUUUAAACGAAAAGUAAAUUUUUAUCCAAAUAAUCAAGAUAUUGAAAAAUUCUUAAAUUAUCUUAAGCGCGGAGGAAAGACAUUAACAUCAAUUUCUGUUGAAUCAAAUACAAUGUUCAUUAGUAUACUUAAAUUUUUGAAACAAAAAUAUGUCAAAAAUAGUAAAUUGGAAAAAGUUAUAAAACAUGAUAUUCUUCGUAUGUUAAUUAUUGAUUUAAGGAAAAAACAGUUAAAAUCUUUAGAAGAUUGGGAAAAUGAAAUGAAUAUUAUUACUAAAGGUAAACCAUUAAUACGAGUAGAGAAUAUAAUAGAUUUGGAAGGGGCACCUCAAAAUUUUUAUUAUAUAGAAGAAUAUCUACCUGGUAGUGGAGUCAUAAUACCUGAUGAUCCACCUAUUGGUUGUGAAUGCAAAACUUGUAAUUCCAAAACAAAGUGUUGUUUUGCUCAGGAUGAUGGAUUAUGUCCAUAUACUUUGAAACAUAAGAUUCGAGUUCCACCUGGAACACCAAUAUAUGAAUGUAAUAAACGAUGCAAUUGUGAUAUAGAUUGCAUUAAUCGAGUAGUGCAGCGUGGCACCAAAAUGCAAUUCUGCAUUUUCAGAACUGCCAAUGGACGAGGAUGGGGUGUGAAGACUAUGAAAGCAAUUAAAAAAGGGAGUUUUGUCACACAAUAUGUAGGAGAAGUAAUAACAAAUGAAGAAGCUGAAAAGCGCGGCAAAGAAUAUGAUGCUGCUGGUAGAACGUAUUUAUUUGAUCUUGAUUAUAAUGAAUCUGAAGAACAAUGUCCAUAUACUGUUGAUGCUGCUAUAUAUGGUAACAUUUCUCAUUUCAUUAAUCAUUCUUGUGAUCCAAACUUAGCAGUUUAUGGUGUUUGGAUUAAUUGUCUUGAUCCAAAUCUUCCUAAACUUGCAUUGUUUGCAACGAAAGAUAUUAAACAAAACGAAGAAAUUACAUUUGAUUAUAUGUGUCAAUCAUCAAAGAAUAGCGAAAAUUCUAUAAUGCAACGUGCAUCAAUGAAAGAAAAUUUGAAUAUAUACCCAGAAUUUCAAGAAAAUAUACAAUUAUGCUCAGAAACAUCAGAAUCCGAUUCAUCGAACAAUAAAACUUUAUGCAAAUGUGAUGCUCAGAAUUGUAGACGAUACUUAUUUUAAGUUUUUUUUUUUUUAUAAAUUUAUUGUAUUAAUAUUUAAGUAAAAUUGUAUAAGCAAAUAGUUUCAAUUAUUUUAAUAAUCCUCGGAAAAAUGAUGUAGACUUUACUAGAAUUAAAUUAAUUUUGUUAAUGAUUA